Messenger RNA from Biomphalaria glabrata, 1232 nucleotides. RefSeq names its product phospholipid scramblase 2-like. The transcript has 6 exons. The record is from RefSeq and is a predicted model, not a curated record. Gene Ontology annotation, biological process: plasma membrane phospholipid scrambling. Gene Ontology annotation, molecular function: phospholipid scramblase activity. Gene Ontology annotation, cellular component: plasma membrane. The coding region runs from base 272 to 994 and encodes 240 amino acids. NCBI's taxonomy places the organism in Eukaryota, Metazoa, Mollusca, Gastropoda, Planorbidae.
CACUUUCUGGCACUAUUCCAUCUACGAGUUUAAACAAAAUGGACUAGUCUAGGCAUAGACAUGUAGAGCUAGACUCUAGUCACUCUAAUCUAGAUCUAGAUAUUAAGUAUUAGCCAGAGGACUAGUUAGAAGAGAUAAUUUUACCUAAUACAUAACCACGACAUUUUUAAAGAAAUGAUAUAGGCAACAUAGGCCUAUUCAACACCUGAACAUAGUCUGAAGUAAUAUGUAGAAAUCUAGUUUUGAUUGGAGCCAAAGUAAGCGAGGGAACAUGGAGCAAUUGGACGAAAAUCAGCGUCAGUUUUUGUCAGUAUUUAAAAAUCUUGGCAUGAUCAUUGUCAAACAAGAGGCUGAACUCCUGGAGGCGUUCAUUAAUUUCGAAACGGCAAACCAGUACCGAGUCUAUGACGAAAUAGGCCGCUUUCUGCUACAAGUAGGUGAAGAGUCCGACUGUUUGACCAGACAAUGCUGUACCUCUGGUCGAGCUCACAUGCUUCACGUUAUGGACAACAACUUGAACGAGGUGCUGACCUUGAGAUCCCCCUGGCGCCCUUGUAUGGGCCCUUUCUGUUUUGCUUGUUGUGACCCAUGUAGUCACCAAAUUCAUGUUUACUGCUGCAAUAAAAGAAUCGGCUACGUGGAGGAAUCCUGCUCCUUAAUUCAAUACACCUUCCGUGUUUACAGGGACGACGAGAACCCCGUCUUCACAAUCAAUGCUCCCUUGUGCCGAUGGGAUGCCUGCUGCUGUGAUGACGUCUACUACGUAUACGACUACCAAGGGUCAGCUGUCGCACAGAUACGUAAGAAGUUUGCAGGCAUUGGGAAAGAGGUAUUCACCGAUGCCGACACGUUCGGAGUGCAGUUGCCCAGACACAUGCAUGUUCUCGAUAAGGCGCUCCUCUUUGCAGCUACCUUCCUCAUAGAUUUUAUGUUCUACGAGAAUAACAACAAGUCGGAUAAUAUGAUGGAUCGUGGCAUACAAAUAGGAAGAUAAAAAAAAAACAUCAGAAGAAAAAAAAAAAAGCACAGCGGGAAUGAAAAAUGAAAACAAUGUUUUAAAAACAUAAAUCUUAAUGUGAAUUGAAACAUUUCAAAACUUGUGACUUUGUUGUUAUUAUCUCAUUUGGCCAAAGUUGUAAAUAAAUUGUUUCGUUGACAUAUUUGGAAGUCAAUUUUUAAAACUCAGUUUGACGAGCUUACAGUGCUUCCCUAUGACUCUCUAGCUUGCUUGU